UGCUGCACAGGAAAGGGGAAGCAGGAAGGAGUCCCUGCUUCCCCAACAUCCAGACUCCAGGAGCUGCACUGCCUCACUCCAGCCCAUAAUGGACAGAGGUAUGUGUGUGUGACUGUCUGACCUCAGUUUUUCACUGUCUUCUUGUGUGUGACUAUAACUGUCUGUGUGUGACUGUCUGUCUCUCUGUGUUUGACUGUCUGCCUGUAUGUGACUGUAACUGUGUGUGUUUGACUGUCUGCCUGUGUGUGACUGUCUGUCUCCUGUGUUUGACUGUCUGCCUGUAUGUGACUGUAACUGAUUGUGUUUGUGACUGUCUCUGUGUGUUUGACUGUCUGCCUGAAUGUGACUGUCUGCCUCUGUGUAUGUGGCUGUCUGUGUGUGACUGUAACUGUGCAUUUGACUGUCUGCCUGUUUGUGACUGUAACUGUGUGUGUGUGACUGUAACUGUGUGUGUGUGACUGUCUGUAUGUGAAUGUAACUGUGUGUGUGUGACUGGCUCUGUGUGUGUGGCUGUCUGUGUGGGACUCUUAACUGUGUGUGUUUGGCUGUCUGCCUGUAUGUGACUGUAACUGUGUGACUGUCUGUGCCCCCCUUCCGCCUCCCCCCCCCCCAAAUGCGGGCACUGUCUCAAGGGCAAUGUGUUUUUUUUAUAAUCCUUGGUGUAGAAUAAUAAAUCCUCCACCCGGGUUUAUUAAAAACAAAAACAAAUUGUGGCGGGGGUGGUGCCGGCGCCAAAUGUGCCCAGAAGACAUUGGCAAGGGUAACUGCUGCACAGGAAGAGGAAAGCAGGAAGGAGUCCCUGCUUCCCUAACAUCCUAACUCCAUGAGCUUCACUGCCUCCACUCCAGCCCAGCCAGGGCAUUUCUUACACCAAAACCACUAUAUUGUGCUGUCGUGAUUAUGGUGCUUGGAGUGUUCCCAUAAUUGCUAUCGUUUGUAGAUGUUUGCAAGUUACCUUUUCCAUUACUCUGAACCUGCUGCAGACAGACUGACUUGGCAUCCUGGGAAGAGCAAUUGCACAGUCCAAGCAACAAAGUGUGUAAUUUAUUGCUCCACUCCUGAAAGAUUUUCUCGACUUUCAGAAAGGCUUUGUAUUCUAGAACAGAACUUUUCAUUUCUUUUGCUUAUUACCUUUGUACAUCUCUUCUAAAAAGUAAAAUGAGUAAUAAUGAGAGUGAGAGGGUAACAUAAUAUGUUUACUGAAAGUUAGAAUAAUUAGAAAUGAACACAGCUGCAACAUUGUCAUACAAUGCUCUCUACUUCAUAUUCUUCUUCACUAAAGCUUUUUUACCGAUUAGAAUUAUAUGUUCCUCUACCCCCACCUAGUGGUAUAACUCAGAAACAAGUAUUGCUUUGAAAAAGAGACUGCAGAUUUCUCAGCUAUUCAUACAGCGUGCAUAGCUUUACUGGCAAAUAUGACUAAAAAGCAUCUGAUACAACCAACACACAUUUUACAUGAUUCUGAUGCUGCCAAGAUGCAAUGAAAAUAUUCUUUUCAAGAAUAGUUUUCUUCAAAGUUGGAACCUGUGCUUCAUAAAUGACAGCAGUUCUCGCCAGCACGAUUAAAAAUACACCUGAUAUGCAGGUUCAGAGUGGUACGAACCAAAUGCAAAUACAUUUAUAUCCUGAUACUUAAACAAAUGUUACUCUUGCAAUACAGCUCAAAUGUUGAAAAACUGACAUCUGUUAAAAUGCGUCCUGUGUUUCACUGAACACUAACCCACUAAAUCCUGAUGCUGACAUUACAAGCUCACUCUGUGAGUUGUUAGAAGCUGUCUGUAUAUGGGUAAUGGUAGUGAAAUUAGUGUGGGUGACCUAUAAGAAUUACCAGUGGAAAUAACAAAGCCUCUGACUUAACUCUCAACGCUUUACAACUUUUUUGUUUUAAACCCAAUGAAUUGGCUUUAUUAAAUCUCAUUUAUUGGGCACGUAACAUACUAUACUGAAUAUUUACAGUGGCGCAACUGCCGUGGUCGCAGCUGCGACCGAGCCCGUCACUUCAGGGGGCCGGGAUGCCCGCCGCCAUGUGUUGCGGCCCCGGCUGCGCCAUAGAUCUGCCGGGGUCGCAAUUUAAGGGACCCAUCAGGUGGCCCAUGCUGUUAGGGCCACCCGAUGGCAAUGAAUAUCCAGGGGGCCUGGUCAGUGCUGUGGUGCUUUAACAGCAUAACUGGGCCCCCUGUGAUGAUAUCAGAGCGCAGGGAGGAAGUGACUGCAACCACCGGGAGCCGCGCAGGAGGAAGAGAGGAGGGAGUCAGAGUGGACCCCAGGGAAAUCACCCUCCUGCAUCUAAAGAGUGGACCCCAGGGAAAUCACCCUCCUGCAUCUAAAAGGUAGGAAACAGGAGGGUGACUUAAACAUUUUGCAUGUGUGAGUGUGUGUCUGUAUGUAUAUGCAUCUCUGUGUGUGUGUGUGUGUGUCUGUAUGUAUAUGCAUCUCCGUGUGUGUGUCUGUAUGUAUAUGCAUCUCUGUGUGUGUGUGUGUGUGUUUGUAUGUAUGUGUGUGUGUAUGUAUGUGUGUGUGUCUACAUGUCUCUAUGUAUGUAUGUGUGUCUGUGACAUAUGGGGUUGGGGGUCAGGGCAAUUUUCACACUGGGGCUCCUGAUGGCCACCUAAUCAACCCCCCCCCCCCAGUGGGCGGCUGCCUCCCUGUCAGACGAAGCAAAGGAGCAGUGUUCUCCCAGCUCUGCUCCCUCGCACACCAUUUGAUGAUGCUGGGAGCUGGAAUAUGACGUCAUAUUCCAGCUCUGGCAUCAGUAGAUAUCCUGUGUGGUGAGAGGGAGCAGAGCAGAGAGAACACAGCUCCCUCGCCGCGUCUGACAGGGAGACCGUCGCCCGCCGCACUGAAGCCCCACUGGACCCUAGGGACAGGUCCAUGCCAGCUCCCCGGGUAAGGAGGCUGGGUGGACUUUUUAAAAAAUAUGAAUAAUUUGUGAGUGUGCGUGUCUGUGAGUGUGUGUCUGAGUGUGUGUGUGUGUGUGUGUAUAUGUGUGUGUCUGAGUGUGCACCUGUCAGUGUGUGUGCACGCAUAUAUAUAUAUAUAUAUAUAUAUAUAUAUAUAUACGAGUAUAUAUUAUUUUUUGGGGGGGGGAGGGUGAAUCUUGGGUGAGUUCCCACACUUUAUUCCCCAGGACUUGACCCCUGUUUAAUAGUUGAAAAAAUUGGAAAAAGCAUUGUAAACCAAGUGGGGAUUUAAUAUCUGGAGGCAUUGAGAACACAGAUCUACCCCAUGCACAAGACACACAUCCUACCCACGCAAUACACAGGUUGCCCACACAAACAACAUUACAAUUGUCCUUCACACACACAGCCUACAUGCAAAACUCAUACAGAUUUCACACAUGCUUCUUUUAACACACACACACAAACACACACGAAAAUGCUAGAUAGUAGGUAUAAAACAGAUGGAGAAGUGAGAGAGAGAGAGACAGAGAGAGAGAGAGAUUGGUAAGAAAAAGCAGCAAAGAGACAAAAAGCUGUAUAAUAGGGACGUACAUCAUAGUUGCAAACAUUUGGAACAAAUAUAUUCCAGGGACACUUUGUUUAAGGUUCCCAAAGAGUCACUAAGACAUUUUGUAUAAUUCUCUGAGAAUAUUUGGUGCAGUUUUUUUUAAAUCUGUCAGUUUUUUUUCAUCUCAUCCCUAACCAUAUUAUUAUACACCAGUUUUUCAGCGGCACAACAGAUUUAUCAAUUUUUACGACACUUUUUCCCUCCCCACAGUCAUAUUCUUACACCAUGUUCUUCUGGCUGUGCAGCCCCUUCAUACAAACUUUUUCAUACAUCAUAGAGGGAAUGAAAAGGCUAUGAUCUUCUGUCCCAACAACAUGUCUUUUCAGAAAUAGAACUAAUGAAGGGUGGAAUCUGGUGCAAGAAAUAUUUUGGGCUCCCCUUUAGAGCAGUGGUUGCUAAAAGGUAGUAUCUCAAUGGCUAUACAAAUCCCAGAAUGCCUUGCUAGCUGGGGAUCUAACAUUUUGCUGAUCCUUGCAGGGUUCUAUAUGUGUGCAGUGUCUGUAUAUGUCAGUGUAUGUUGUAGGUGUGUCAAUGCAGACGUGUAUUUGUGUGUAAUUUUGGUGUUUGAAUGCAGUGGUGUUUUUGUGCGUUGUUUAGUAUAUUUGAAUGUAACAGUGUAUUCAUAUGAUAUGUGCGUGUGUGACAGCAAGGGUGUACUUUUUGUGUAGUGGCAUAUUAGUGCAGGGUGUAUUCAUUUAUAAACACAGAUGCACACACAGAUAUAUGUGAUACACUCGAGUUACACACAUACACAUGCACGCAAACUUACAGAUACACAGAUUCUCACACAAACACAAAAAUAAAGAAAGAAAACACCCUCAUGUUCCCAUACUAUUUGGGUGAAGGAGAGUGGCAUCCCUGGGGAAGGCUGAAGCUUACAUAAAUGUCCUGCAGCAAGUGAGUGAAGGUUGAGUCUGAUGGGAGUGGGCUGCCAUAAGAGAGGGUAAACUGAGGCUGAUGGGAGUGGACUGCUGCUGAUCCAGGUUCUCCCCUCUUCUAUAUCCCAUCAGAAGCAGCAGCUAACAGGCAGGAGGUGAAGCUAAUUAACUGAGGGUAUAGACUUGAAAGAAGGGGCAGGGGCAGAGAGUAGCAGGUUGGGGAGGCUGAGUUACAACAUUCUGGGCGAAUAGGCAGAAUAAUUGUGGGCUGGGGAGGAAGGCAGACUAUGAAUACAUUAAACCGACACUGGCAUCCCCUGGCAAAAUGGCUAUUUCAAAAAGAUACAAUCUUUAUGAAAUACUCAAAUUAGCUGUGUUGGAUUACACUGAAAUUCCAACACAGUCAAUUUAUAUACUGAGACAAAGUAGGUUAUACUUUGUCUCAGUAUUUUUCGUACACACCUGACACUGGGUGGAGCCAUCACCGUCAAGAAGUGUCAGUCCUCCAGAUAUCACCACUGAUGGCUGCAGGUAAUUGGCUCUUUCUGUGAAGCAUCCCAACAGUCUUAUGGGAUCCUCUGUAGCCCUCACUGCUGUAGAGAGUACAGCAGUGAUGUCGGUUUCUGGCAGCAGAAAAACCAUCGCGGCACCCAUGAAAUAGAGGUUCAGAUUAAAAGAACUCACAUUUGCCUGUUCCACUCCCCCCAGCCACCAGACCCUCAGCUGUGAUGUCACUGUCGGGGUUAUUUGCAAAUGAUGGGAAAACCAUUUGGAGAAGGGAAUUGCAAUUUUGUUGCAAAAGCAGAGAUGGGCAGGCAGAGACAACAGGUGGAUUUGUAACACAGGUAACAGGUAAUCUGCUACAGGUCCCGAGACCCUUUUUUGCUGGGACAGGAGCCUAAAACAUGAGACUAACCCGCCAAAAUUGGAACUGCUGCCAACUACAUAUGUUCAAUUUAUGGACAGAAAGACACUGAAACUGAAAAAGAGACUGAGGGAAAGUAGGAAAAGGGGCUAGAAAAGUGUGAACUAAUGCAGCAAAAGAGAUGGGAAAAGAACAUGAAGGGAGAUAUGGAAUUCACAAGGAAGAAAUCUGGAUUUUUACCUCAGAUUUUUAUUACCCUUUACAUUAUUUAUAUCAUUCUGUAUUUGGCACAUCAUUAUCAACAAGCUACAGCUUUGUGAGGCUCUUAAUCCAGUACUGCAUGGCAUGUACCUUUAAAUUCUUCUAGAGAAGUAGGACAGUAACCAUUGCAUGUUAUUAUAGUGGUUAUGGUGGAAUGAGGCUUUGGUUGCCAUCCCCCUGUUUUUUUAUUAAAGGGACACUAUAGUCACCAAAACAACAACAGCUUAUUGUAUUUGUUCUAGUGAGUAUAAUCAUUCCCUUCAGGCUUUUUGCAGUAAACACAGUAAAUGCAGUGUUUACAUUACAGCCUAGGGACACCUCCAGUGGCCACUCCUCAGAUGGCUACUAGAGGUGCUUCCUGGGGCAUUCAGUGUCCCCGCCUCUGCAUGGAGGGGGAGGAAUGGGGACUAGAUGGUGUUUUUAACACUUUAGGAUCAGGAAUACAUGUUUGUGUUUCUGACCCUAUAGUGUUCAUUUAAACAAUUUUCAAGCAGUUUGGUGGUUAUCUGCUUGACUGCUGACCCAUUACUACUUUUCCCCAGUUGCCCCACAAUAAGACACCACACACCUUUUCUGUGGAUAAGGGCAAUGGCCACAGCUUUAUUAAAUUCAACUCAAUUCAAAUAACCAUAACCUGUCAGCUGUUGGGUGGUUAACCCAACAGACAGUUCUCCAACCUCUUUUCUCAAGAGCCUCAACAGCUGGCACUUGCCAUCAGUCCUCGUGCGGUCUGUUGUCUCUCCAAUUCGACUCUGUGUCUUCUUCCUUUUUUAACAGUUGUGCUGCCCAGGGAUCCCGCCUAGCUGUGACAAAACAAGAAACAAACAUCAAGACACUAGCCACUAACAACUUCCAUAACCAGGGCCGGACUGGGAAAAAAAUUCGGCCCGGGCAUUUUUCAAUCAGAGCGACCCCCUUAGAAGGGGGCGGGGCCAGAGAGUGUGUGUUUUGUCAUCACUAAUGACAAGCACGCCCCCUCUCAAAGUGAGCAUGUUGGUUCAAUGCCCAGAGCCCUGCUGAAGAGCUCUGGCAUUAGAAAAAGGCCCUGAAUUUGUUCUGCGCAGCGCAAGCAAAUUUAAUAACAUGCUUGCGCUGUGUUUGCUUUUAAAUUGUCUCUGGUGUCUCCACAAGUGGGAUACCAGAGGACAAAAGGGCCAGGAAAGUGCAUGGUGCAUGUGUUUGGAGCCUGCUUGUGGGAUUGCGUGUGUGUAGAGUGUGGUGUGGUAUUGUGUAAAUAGGUCAAUUUAAUUUGUGUUUGUGGUGUAAUAUGUGUGGCUAGGGGCUGUAGAGAGUGUGUGUAUAGGGGGCAUAGUUUUAUAGGGGAUGCAGCGAGUGUGUGCAUACGGGCUGAAGUGUGUGUGUAUAGGUGGCGUAGUGUGUGUAGGGGUUGCAGAGAGGGUGUGUUUAGAGAAUGUUGUAUGUGUUUGCUGACAAGGAAUGUAGUGUGUGUGUGUGUGUAGGAGAUCUACUGUGUAAAGGACCCAGUGUAUGUGUGUGUGUGUAGAGGAUUAAGAGUGCAUAUAGGGUAAGGGAUCUAGUGUGUAUCUGGAGUGUAAUGUGUGUAGUGGUGCAGUGUGAGGGGUGCUGUAGUGUGUGUGUCUAUAUAUAUAUACACAUUUGGACUUAUUGUAUGUGUGAGAGGUGCAGUGUGUGUGUGAGGGUGUUUUUAUCUGCUGUCAAAUUCUAGGUUUCUAAUUUUCUUUGUCUGUUAAAGGACCACUAUAGUGCCAGGAAAACAUACUCGUUUUCCUGGCACUAUAGUGCCCUGAGGGUGCCCCCACCCUCAGGGACCCCCUCCCGCCCGGCUCUGGAAAGGGGUAAAACCUACCUUUUUCCAGCGCUGGGCGGAGAGCUCUCCUCCUCCUCUCCGCCUCCGUUACGCCCCGCCGGCUGAAUGCGCACGCGCGGCAAGAGCUGCGCGCGCAUUCAGCCGGUCUCAUAGGAAAGCAUUUACAAUGCUUUCUUAUGGACGCUGGCGUGCUCUCACUGUGAUUUUCACAGUGAGAAUCCAUAAGCAUACCUCUAGCGGCUGUCAAUGAAGACAGCACCACUAGAGGAUUUGGGGAAGGCUUAACAUUGAUAAACAUAGCAGUUUCUCUGAAACUGCUAUGUUUAUGAAACAAUGGGUUAACCCUAGAAGGACCUGGCACCCAGACCACUUCAGUAAGCUGAAGUGGUCUGGGUGCCUAGAGUGGUCCUUUAACUCACUGAGGGUUAUUUUAUAUAUAUAUAUAUGUGUGUGCUGUAUAUGUGUGGCAGUGUGCUGUAUAUGUGUGGGAGUGUGCUGUGUGUGUGAGUGAGGGUGCUGUGUGUGUCUGGGGGUGUGCUGUGUGUGUCUGGGGGUGUGCUGUGUAGGUCUGGGGGUGCUGUGUGUGUUUGGGGGUGCUGUGUGUGUCUGGGUGCACUGUGUGUGUCUGGGUGCACUGUGUGUCUAGGUGCACUGUGUGUCUGGGUGCACUGUGUGUGUGUGUUUGUGUGUGUCGGGGUGCUGUGUGUGUCUGGGUGCUGUGUGUGUCUGGGUGCUCUGUGUGUUUGGGGGUGCACUGUGUGUCUGGGGGCGCUGUGUGUGUCUGGGGGCGCUGUGUGUGUCGGGGUGCGCUGUGUGUGUUAGGGUGUUGUGUGUGUCUGGGUGCUGUGUGUGUCUGGGUGCUCUGUGUGUUUGGCGGUGCACUGUGUGUCUGCGGGCGCUGUGUGUGUCUGGGGGCGCUGUGUGUGUCUGGGGGUGCUGUGUGUGUCGGGGUGCGCUGUGUGUGUCUGCACUGUGUGUCUGGGUGCUGUGUGUGUCUGUGUGGUGCUGUGUGGGUGCUCUGUCUGGGUGCUGUGUGUGUGUGAACGUAUUUUUUAUUUAAAUAUAUAUUUAUUAAUAAAAAAAAAAAAAAUGAUAUCACCCCCCCUCCCUUCUUACCUUUAUCCUGGGAGGGGGGGAGGAGAUCCGUUCUGUCAUGCUUCCCUGGUGGUCCAGUGGUGAGAGUGAACUCUAACCUGCAGGUUAGAGUUCACUCUCGCGAGAUCUGAGCGUUGCCGCGGUAACCGCGGCAACGCUCAGAAUCCCGCGAGAGGACCCGGCGGAGCUGCUUGUUAGAGCUCCACCGGUCCUCCCUCCCUCACCCAGCCGGCGGCCGCAUCUCCAUUCCUGUGGGCCGGUGAGGGAGAUGUUUGAUCUCCCCACCGGCCCACGGAGGCACACAGUGGGGCCGGCGCUCGGAUACGGCCGGGGAGAUCCUGUGAUCUCCCUGCCGGCCUCGGCCCCACGGCCAUCGCGGCCCACCGGGCAUUUGCCCGGUAUGCCCGAUGGCCAGUCCGGGCCUGUCCAUAACCAAGGAGGGAGGGUGGGAAAUUUAGCCAGGUUCCCUCUAACAUCUCUGCUGACUGGUAAGUCUCCACCCCACUUCUCUUCACAACAAACAAACAAACAAACAUCCCUCUUCCAAGCAUCUCUUUAAUAUAAUUAUAUUCCUAAUUUCUGUUUAAUGGGGCCAUAAAUAAAAUAAUGCAUGGUAAAAAAAAAGUAAAAGUGAGUAGAAAUGGAAAUGAAGGGGGGCCUAGACAAUUGAGCUUACAAUCUAGAGGAAAUGGGGUACUGGACUACACGAGGUGAAGACCAACUUGUCCAGAAGGCGAGCAAAAAUCAUCAGGCAUGAUGCCUGCAUCUAAUUAAACAUAUGUACGUUUAUGUGAGCUAAAUCAUAUUUUUAGCUGUGUGUUCCUUAGUUUUUGCUUACUUUUCACACAUUAGAAAGAACUAUUCAGAGUUUCCCUUUUCUCUUUAUUUCAUUUUUCUCUUCUUUUUUUUUUUUAAUGGAUUUUGUAAUGGAGAUAUUUUAUUAUGUUAAAGCCAGACAAAGAGUGUUGCUCUAUAAACAGAUCCUGGCUUCCCCAAUCAGAUGGGAAAAUCUAGAUACAGUAGAACACACAAAUCGUCUUGACUUUAUGUAUGUUGUAUUUUUGAUUUUUAUCUAGUUCUUUAUUAUAAGUAAACAUUUAGUUUUUUGUUUUUUUGCACUGGUUAACCUGUAUAUGAACUCACAUCUGUGCAAGUUUAUUAUCCUGUGCUUAUCUCUGCUGCUAUUUCAUAGUGACCUUAAAGAAAUGUAUAUUUUUGUUUCGAUAACUCAUCACAAGGAAGCACAAAAGGCCUCUUUCUAAAUAUCAGUGCAUCCUCUUAACACAUCCUGUUCUAGGAGAGAUGCAAUUCCCAUAAAUGUUCAAUAAAGUAUUGUCUCUUAAAGGGACACACAUCUACUAAUGGAUACUAGUAAUGUGAUUUAAAUGACCCAUACUUACCCCUAUUAUAUGGACAUCUGCAGGUCCUCCCACAAAAUUGCUGCUAUCUAUAAAUGUCCACUAUGGGGAAGAUUUACUAAAACAUUUCUCUGAAUACAAAAUAAAAGUGAAACAUUUUCACCAUAGAACUCAAAAGAACCUAUUGGAACAUUUCUUUUGUUUGAAAAAAUGGGUUUGUUUGAAAAAAUAAAAAUAAAAUCACAAUCCAUAGCUAACGUGUUGUCAGGUUGUGACUUCAAUGCGUCUGUUUAUUAAUGCAUUACAGAAGGUUGUUAAAUUAUAUGCUGGAUUUUAGAAAUCCCAUUAUACUUUACAAACGCCCAAUAUAUAUUUUUAUAAUUCUGCUAUUAUACUAUAUAUAUGUUCCUUCUCAAUAAGUAAUACAUACAUGUCUUUUUAGAAUGAUUGAACUCAGCAGCACACACUCUCUGACAUCUGAGAGAACUAAUAUUCCUUCCUUUUUAAUAUUAAAUCUAAAUACUUUGUAGACUGACAAAUAUGCAAACUGUAAUAUAAAUACUCUGAGUUGAGGAGGAUUUUAAGAUGAAUGAACAAAAGGAUGAAUUGGGGACAGACAGUGACCGUGCCCCAAGGCUAUAAAGCCAGACUAUUUCAUAUGAUGUGAGGAAGCACACAGAAUGGAACGCCUUGUGGCUUAUUUACUAAACAGUAUGUUUUAAUGAGAGAACUAAAAUAGCCACUUUAGAAAACUGCUCCAACUCAGCCCUUUUUCUGUCGCCCACAUUGAGUGCUAGCUCUCUUUUUAGUGAAUAAACAUCAAAAUGAGCAUAACAAUUUACAAAAACGCAUGUCUUAUUCCGAAUCUAUUCCCCCCAUGUAUCAUCUUUAUUGAAGUUUCAAUGUACAAGGCAUACAAAGAACACAACAUAUGGAUAGCCUAUAAGAAAACAGCAUCUCAAGUUAAUUGUUCUGUGAUAUUUGAAGACAGGCAAGCAUAUUGUUUAGUAGUUUAUCUCAAGUUCAAGCAUUGCUUUACCACUUUGCCAACAGUAGGUGGAUCUAAAAGCUAGACUUAGGCCAUGUACAUAAGAUGGAUUGUCUCCCAGGUGCUCUGAGAAAAUUACAUAUUGAAAACGAAAAUAGAUUAUUUGAAAUAGUUAAUUUGGAGGGGAGAGAAGAGGGGACCACUCUGGCUGUUAGGAUGACUUCUGUGGUAGAAUUGAUCACAAGGUUGCCAGGUUGUUGGGAAUCUUCCAGUGGCAUUCAACAUCAUAUGAUCCAUCUCUCGUGGAUUGUAGCAUAUCGACGAGUGAAGCGAUCAGUGGUUGUCACGGGAGUGAAUUUAGGUUGUAAGCUCUGACCUCCAUUACAAUCAAAUUAAUUCCUUUUGAAAUUGAAAAUACCACCUAUACCAGGAAGCCAGUUCAUAUAUACACGAACAUUUUCGUUUUACCAGACUGAUCUGAGCGCUUUUUGGAGAUGUUUUGCGCUCAGAUUGGGGCUAUUCGGGAAUACAAUUUUUGUGGGGUUCCGAUGCUGUUGUUAUGUAUUUUUGUGAUAUGUGAAAAUUGAAUGUAAAUUUUGCUAUUUGAGAGAUAAUUGGAUUAGCUUAAUUGGAGCUCAAUUAUCUCUCAAACACAAUGGCUUGUGGUAAGGAAACCCCUGUGAUUUUGUAUUAGAAACCCCAUGCUAGGGGCACUGCAUAAGAAGCCGAGUGUGGCCAAAUAAAGUUCAGAUUGCUGCUUUUAUCCAAUACGAUUUGCUGUGUCCAUUAUACACAAAGGGAAUACUUUCACUAUAUUCAGCACAUUGGGAAUAAGGACUAGUGGAGGAUUGAAGGACUAACAGCAAUAGACUCAUGAGAGGGGAUAUGAUAACUUUAUACAAAUAUAUUCGGGGCCAGUACAAACCUUUAUCUGGAAAUCUAUUCAUAAACAGGGCUAUACAUAGGACACGAGGUCACACAUUUAGGCUGGAAGAAAGGAGAUUUCAUCUAAGGCAAAGAAAAGGUUUUUUUACAGUAAGAGCAAUAAGGAUAUGGAAUUCUCUGCCUGAAGAGGUGGUUUUGUCAGAGUCACUACAGAUGUUUAAACUGCAAUUGGAUAAGUACUUACAAAAACAUAACAUACAGGGAUAUAAUUUCUAAUUUGUGGGGUAAUAGCUACUUGAUCCAAGGAGACAUCUGACUGCUAUUUUGGGGUCAAGAAAGAAUUUUUUCCUAGUUUGUUGCAAAAUUGGAAGCGCUUCAAACUAGGUUUUUUGCCUUCUUUUGGAUCAACAGCAACAACAUAUGUGAGGAAGGCUGAACUUGAUGGACUCAAGUCUCUUUUCAGCUAUGUAACUAUGUAACCCGUGACAGUGGUGGUAGCAGCAAAUUCCAGGACUUAGCUAUAUUUAAUCUUGCUGCCAGGAUUAGGAACCCUGUAAUAGGAUGGAGGACGAUGGGCGCUUUGUUGCCUCCUGUCAAUGUUGGUAGCAUGUCUAGCAGAAAGUAUUGUGGUGCUAAUGGAACUUUGAUGUGUAGAACGUUCUCUAGUAAUCUGCCAACAUAUUUCCAAUAAUUGUUCAGCUGUGUGGAUCAUUGUUCCCGGUUCUUAUUGGCACCUCCAAAAGAGCUUUGAGGAGUUUGGUUAUACAGGGAGUGCAGAAUUAUUAGGCAAAUGAGUAUUUUGACCACAUCAUCCUCUUUAUGCAUGUUGUCUUACUCCAAGCUGUAUAGGCUCGAAAGCCUACUACCAAUUAAGCAUAUUAGGUGAUGUGCAUCUCUGUAAUGAGAAGGGGUGUGGUCUAAUGACAUCAACACCCUAUAUCAGGUGUGCAUAAUUAUUAGGCAACUUCCUUUCCUUUGGCAAAAUGGGUCAAAAGAAGGACUUGACAGGCUCAGAAAAGUCAAAAAUAGUGAGAUAUCUUGCAGAGGGAUGCAGCACUCUUAAAAUUGCAAAGCUUCUGAAGCGUGAUCAUCGAACAAUCAAGCGUUUCAUUCAAAAUAGUCAACAGGGUCGCAAGAAGCGUGUGGAAAAACCAAGGCGCAAAAUAACUGCCCAUGAACUGAGAAAAGUCAAGCGUGCAGCUGCCACGAUGCCACUUGCCACCAGUUUGGCCAUAUUUCAGAGCUGCAACAUCACUGAGUGCCCAAAAGCACAAGGUGUGCAAUACUCAGAGACAUGGCCAAGGUAAGAAAGGCUGAAAGACGACCACCACUGAACAAGACACACAAGCUGAAACGUCAAGACUGGGCCAAGAAAUAUCUCAAGACUGAUUUUUCUAAGGUUUUAUGGACUGAUGAAAUGAGAGUGAGUCUUGAUGGGCCAGAUGGAUGGGCCCGUGGCUGGAUUGGUAAAGGGCAGAGAGCUCCAGUCCGACUCAGACGCCAGCAAGGUGGAGGUGGAGUACUGGUUUGGGCUGGUAUCAUCAAAGAUGAGCUUGUGGGGCCUUUUCGGGUUGAGGAUGGAGUCAAGCUCAACUCCCAGUCCUACUGCCAGUUCCUGGAAGACACCUUCUUCAAGCAGUGGUACAGGAAGAAGUCUGCAUCCUUCAAGAAAAACAUGAUUUUCAUGCAGGACAAUGCUCCAUCACACGCGUCCAAGUACUCCACAGCGUGGCUGGCAAGAAAGGGUAUAAAAGAAGAAAAUCUAAUGACAUGGCCUCCUUGUUCACCUGAUCUGAACCCCAUUGAGAACCUGUGGUCCAUCAUCAAAUGUGAGAUUUACAAGGAGGGAAAACAGUACACCUCUCUGAACAGUGUCUGGGAGGCUGUGGUUGCUGCUGCACGCAAUGUUGAUGGUGAACAGAUCAAAACACUGACAGAAUCCAUGGAUGGCAGGCUUUUGAGUGUCCUUGCAAAGAAAGGUGGCUAUAUUGGUCACUGAUUUGUUUUUGUUUUGUUUUUGAAUGUCAGAAAUGUAUAUUUGUGAAUGUUGAGAUGUUAUAUUGGUUUCACUGGUAAUAAUAAAUAAUUGAAAUGGGUAUAUAUUUGUUUUUUGUUAAGUUGCCUAAUAAUUAUGCACAGUAAUAGUCACCUGCACACACAGAUAUCCCCCUAACAUAGCUAAAACUAAAAACAAACUAAAAACUACUUCCAAAAAUAUUCAGCUUUGAUAUUAAUGAGUUUUUUGGGUUCAUUGAGAACAUGGUUGUUGUUCAAUAAUAAAAUUAAUCCUCAAAAAUACAACUUGCCUAAUAAUUCUGCACUCCCUGUAUGUGGGCCAGUAUGGAAGGUACCAUGUAGAUUGGGGUUACCUCCAGCUCUGCAAGCGGUUCACGAAGUUUGAUCAUUAGUCGUAUGUUCUUUACCUGGAGGUAGGUGAACAUGUGAGAUGGCGGUAAGUUAUAGGUAGAACACAAUUGUGGUAAUGGAAUAUAAUAUUGCUGGGUGAGUAAUUGCUGUAUGUUGGUGAUCCAUGCUGUUAUCCAUGUAUCUAUUGGGAGAUCUGGUGACAGUAAACUAAGAGAGCUUGUUGGUGCAAAUAGUAAUCCUGAAGUAUGUGGAAUUAACUUUGCAAGCCAAGUGCACCAGGUCUGUAGCGUAAAGGAUGAUGUUCUUAAGAUAGCUGUAGGUAUUGUUUUGUGAUUAUUUGGAUGUCGCAUGAUUUGGCACAUCGUGAAAGGUGAGAUAUGCUUCCUCCAGAUGCACCCACAUAGGCGAGAGAUAAAUGCUCCAGUUUGUGAGAGAAUGGUUGUGUUAUCAUUUUAGCGUAUAUCCGGGACCACUGUGCGUCAGAUAUACAACUUGAUCAGUAGCUAAAAAGUUUUUAGUAAGGUUUUGGGCAAGCAGAUUGGGAGAAUUCUAAAUAGAUUUAGUAUUUGAGGCAAAAUGCUUGUUUUUAUACAGUGUAUCCUUCCCACCCACGAGAUGUUUCCAGUAGUAAUUUUAUUUUGACUAGCAGUUUGUUAUACUUAGCCUGUAUAAGGGCAGCUUUUGUGAUAGCUAUUUAAACCCCCAGGUAUUCUAGGUGUUGUCCCCCCAAUCAAACUGGUAUGGGCUUUGUAGUUUUUAUAUGGUUAGUAUGGUGAGGCAUAGUGGAAGGGCUUGUGUCUUACUGGCUUUGUUUUUGUAGUAUGAAAUGCAACCAUAUUCGGUAAGUGUGUUGUUCAGCGUUGGUAAGGAUUUUAUGGGCUGCAACAAAGUUAAUAGAAUAUAGUUAGGAAAAAAUUAUAAUUUCUGUUGGCCUAUGCGUGUAUCUAUGCCUGGAAUGGUGUCAUCUGAUUUGACCUUAUAAAGGUACUCCUCACUUACCGACUGGGUUCUGUUACUAUGACCCGGUCAUUAAACGAAUUGGUCGGUAAGUGAGGAGUUAAGGGAUUCCCUGCUCUGGUGCACUUGUCUACACUUGGGCAAAUUUCCCCAAGCGUAGACGAACGCACCAGAGCAGGGAAUCCCUCUAACCUAUGUUCCGGCAAAUUUACCCGAACAUAGAUUUAAGGGAUUCCCUGCUCUGGUGCGCAUGUUUGUGUUCAGGGACAUUUCCCCAAACAUAGAUGAACGCACAAGAGCCGGGAAUCCCUCUAAUCUAUACUCAGCGACAUUUUCCUGAACAUAGAUUAGAGGGAUUCCCUGCUCUGUUGCGUUCGUCUAUGUUCGGGGAAAUUUCCCAGAACAUAGACGAAUGCAGCAGAUCAGGGAAUCCCUCUAAUUCCCACGACAGCUCGUCGUAAAACAGGUAGGUCACAAAACGAAGACCACCUGUAUACUAAGAGCUUUAGGGCUAGCAGAAAGAUGAGGGGGUCGAGUGGGCACCCUUGUCUCCUCUCAUUAGUAAUCUGCCGAGGUGUUGAGAGAAAUCUGGAGUUUAAGAUUUCUGAUGGUAAGACGUAUAAUCUCAUUAUGGCUUUGAGAAAGGAUAGUGGAAAAUGUUUUUUUUUAACGUGUGUUGCAUAUAUAUAGCCAGUUUAGCCUUUUUGGCCUCUAAGGUGAUGAAGAUGCUAGGUUUGUUAUUUCUUUUGAUAAUCUCUUAAAGGAUAAGACCUAUAAUCUAAGACUUAUGUGUGUGCCAGGUGGUUGGAUUUUAGGUUGUUUUAUAUGAGCUGAGGGAAAGUACUCUGUUAUUUGUGCCACUAUUCUCUCUUUUAUGUGAGGAUCUUUAAGCAGGAAGUUCUUCAAUGUCCAUUGUCCCUAACCUGUAGCUGGGUAGUGUGUUGUGAAUGAGGAGAUGGUUGGAGCAUGGUCUGCCCUUGUGAUGGAUCCUAUUUUAGAGUGUACCUGUGAUUAAAGUGUGAGAGAAUCUACCAAACAAAGGUCCAUGCGUGAGUAUUUGUGGUGUGCUGCAGAGAUAUAGGAAGAAUCAAUUUCCUUAGGGUCAUAUAUCACCUCAACAUGUCAUAUAGCCAAAAUUUGGAACGUAAUUUUUAAUGAUUUAUUGAACUUGAUGGCUUGUCUCGUGUGUGGACGGUUCUGAUAAUUUUUGGCAUCUAAAUGUUGGUCAGAAGUGCAAUUGAUAUCUCCCAGUUUCAGAAAUCAUCCCUUUUUGAUAUAGUGUGAUUUCUGAAAACUACUAGAUAGGAAGGACAUCUGGUGUUCAUUUGUAAGGUUUUGGAAUUUAAGGAGUCUACUAUUAUGAGCAGGCGCACGGCCGGGUUAUUGUAUUGAUCACCUCAUGAGAAACUCCAGUUUUGUGAAAUAGUAUAUAGCACCCUUUGUUUGGUUAGGAAAGUAUGCAUGGAACCCUACUGGUUACUACGGUGAGGAGAAUUUUGAUUGGUUGAUCUUGCAAAAAUGCAUUUCUUGACAACGUAUGAUAGCUGCCUGUAACUUGGUUGCAUCCCAUAUGAGUUGUUUCCACUUGUAUGGGCUAUUGAACCCUAUAGCGUUCAUCAAGUAGAUAGUAAAUGAUUGGGUUAUCAGGGAUGACUGGUAUUUGAACGGAAUUAUGAAUUGGUUCCCAGAUGCAAGUAUCCAGUGCUGUACUCGGACACAAGGGCCGCCAUCCGGGCAUGACAACCAUGACGGUUGUCAUAGGCCCAGCUGUCCUGGCGGGCCCGGGCUGCUUUGGCAGUCCCGGUUGCCAUAUUCCCUAUGUGCACAUAUAUAUAGCGAUUCUUGUAUGCGAUUCUUCUAUGUAUUUAUAUAUAUAUAUGCAUUGCGGGCCCCCUGUACAUUGCAGAGGGGGCUCAGCACACUCUGUGUACCCUUUCCAGCUCCUCUUUUUUUAACUUUUGUGAACCCUUCGGUCAUCUGAGCGUUUCCAUGGAUUACUAUGUCAAUGCUCCAUACAGCAUGCACACUGGUCUUGUGAGAGUUAGACUGAGAUGCCUGGAAAGGGAACACAAAGUGUGCUGAGCCCCCUCAGCAAUGUACAGCGGCUGGCUCCCUCCACCAUGCCACCGGACCACCAGGGAAUGUGAUCUUCCCCUCCCAGGCCAGGUAAAAAGCUGGGAGAGGGGAAAUAAAAUAAAAUAUACACACAUAAAUGUAAACUCCCACCCCCUAUUUUAUACACACACUACAUCCUUAUACAAGCACACACUCUGCACUCACUACACACACACAACAUUCAGUAUACACACUCUGCACUCACUACAAACACACUACUUUCACAACACACAUUCUGCAGUAAACUCAGAACAGGCCCUGUGGGUUGACUCGGGUGUGGGCCCCAGAACUUGGGCUGUAUUAGGGGCCUCAAAAUUUCUGAUGGCAGCCCUGCAUGGGCAUACCCAUCCAGGAGCCACCCAUCUCUCCAUAUCCUCUGGUCCCACAGUCUCCUCAGGAAGGGAGGGAAAAAACAGAGGGGGACAGAACAAAUCAUUAAGAACAUUUCUAGAAAAGAAAACAAAUAUUUUGAACAACACAAAUCAAACCCCUAUAAGUAUAAAAGAGGGCAGCAACCGAAAUAGUUGGCAAUGAUGGUACAUAUGAUUGUCUCAUGGGGCGAAGUUCGGUUGGCCUUCAAUUAUUAAAGGACCACUAUAGUGCCAGGAAAACAUACUCGUUUUCCUGGCACUAUAGUGCCCUGAGAGUGCCCCCACCCUCAGGGUCCCCCUCCUGCUGGGCUCUAGGGGGUGGAAGGGGUUAGACUUACCUCUUUCUCCAGCGCCGGGCAGGGAGCUCUCCUCCUCCUCUCCCCCUUCUCGGCUGAAUGCGCAUGCGCGCUCAUUCAGCCAGUCUCAUAGGAAAGCAUUCACAAUGCUUUCCUAUGGACGCUGGCAUCUUCUCACUGUGGUUUUCACAGUGAGAAGCAUGCAAGCGCCUCUAGCGGCUGUCAAUGAGACAGCCACUAGAGGCUGAAUUAACCCUAUUAUAAACAUAGCAGUUUCUCUGAAACUGCUAUGUUUAUAGAAGAAAGGGUUAAUCCCAGCUGGACCAGGCACACAGACCACCUCAUUAAGCUGAAGUGGUCUGGGUGCCUAUAGUGGUCCUUUAACCUGAAAAAAGUAGCUGAUAAACAACCAUAACAAAACUAAAUGAUAAGGAAUGUUAUGUAACAACUACAAUUGCUUGUGUAAGGAAACAUUAUAAUAGCAAACAGUCACUAGUACAAUUUUAUUAAUUAAAAGAAAAUUUUAGUUAUCUUUUCUUUGUCUCUUUUUUUUUUUUUUUUAACAUAAAAUUAUUAUAUUGCAUGAAAAGGAUAUGUUAUCCAAUAAACAUUCCCUGGUGAGAGCUCUAGGAUAACCAAACAGAAUGGAAACCACGACAGGGUAAAAAGGAAACACAGCGAGGGGGUUUAACUAGCCUAUUCUGCACUGUUAUUGGUGGGCAGGGAUCAUAUGAUUCCUAAACGUACGCGCGCUGAUGACGUUGCGACGCACACACGUCCGUUUUACUCCUAACCCCGCCGGAGCCUUGGCUAUAUAGGGCUGCAGUAUUCCAACUGCUGGUGCCCAUAGAAACACGCGCUUGCUGUGGAUGGACGCUCCAGCGGAUCGGGCUGUGAUCCGCCGCGUCAGAGGUAAGACAAAGGACUUAGUGGAGUGACCGCUCCGAUCGGGUGAGGUCACGUGUAUGGAGCCGUGACACCAUUGCUCCAUACUAGUAGCUUGGUGUUGUAACCCCAGUUAUAGUUCGUUUUAUUGUUUCUCUUCUCAAAAUCUGUGUGGUGGGGCCUAAUUUGCUUGUUUUAGCCAUUGUGUCUGCACAAAGAUCACCUUCUUUGAGGUGUAGUAGUGCAGCCUAACUAUAACAUCUUGUGGCAUGUCAGGAGGCAACAAAUGUGAUCUGGCCAUUCAGUGAGCUCUAUCUAUCCUCCACUUUGCAUUUUCAUGUCCUUGUAUUAUGGUUUUAAGUACUGACAGGAGGAAGGCCAGUAAUUCCGCCCAGGGGACUUUUUCUGGUAUCCCUCAAACUCUCAGAUUGUUCUUCCUUGAUCCAUCUUCAGCAUCUGCUACCUACUGUAUAAGUGUAUAAUGGCUGGAUUCUAGAGAAUUAACCUUCUCUACUACUUCAUUAUGAACUUUGCAUAACUCACCACAUUUACCUUCCCAGGUAUCUGUUCUUAUUCCUUUUCUGUUGCUAGAAGAGCUUCGCAUAAUUUGUAGAGGAUCUUCGACUCCGAAGCAGUGUCGGAUAAUGGCGAUGGGCCUCUUCAGGGGCACUGUCUUGGGUUGAAGAGGUGCUUCAGCCUCCGAGGACUUGGGAUGCUUAUUUGGGCUCAUCACUGGAACCGGUAGGUAUAUACUCGCUAUGCGAUUUAGGUUUUUGAUGGGAGCUCAGCCAAGCAAGGACAUGCCCUCUAUCUUAAUUUAUUUUGAUAUAACAUCCAACUUGGUUAUACCAAAUCUUCUAAUAAUAUUUUAUAAAUUGACAGCAAUUAUCGUUUUUCGUUUUUUGUAUACUGGGAUACUGACAUACAGCAAUUUUGGUCACCAAAAAUCUAAAACAAAAAUACUUUGCUCUAGAAGAGAAAGGAAACUGUAUCAAGCAGCGUAAGUGACAGUGUAAAUGGAGACUUCUAGAGUAGAAGUUACAAAAGAGAUAGAACACAAAACCAAUGAGGAAUAAUGGUCUGAAAUGUGUUAGGCAACUCUUUACUGGCUAUCCUUGUGUGUUUACCUUCUGGAAUUUGGUAAAGCCACUUUUAUAUUGUUUCGGAGAACAUUUUAUGAUGAGUGAUUGUCAAGUGAGCUCUUUUGAAGCUCUUGUUUUGGAUGCUAUUGUAGGCAUUUUGUCUAUCUGGGAGUGAAACUCAAAUUUUUGUGACUCUGCACUCAUUAUUGGUCACUUUCCUGUUGAUAUCUGGACCCCCUUAAUUUGGCAUCACAUUUAAUUUGGCAUCACACUAUAAGAAUUAAAUUGUAUUUUGGUUGUAGUUUGACAUACAUACAGUAAUUUCAAAAAAUAGUUUUUCAUGUUUAUAGUAAAGUAACCAGAUUACAUUUAAAUAGUUUAAGUUUAGUUUAAUAUAAUCUAUCAGAAUGUGACAAAUAAAGUCAUGUAAACAAAACAAUUUGUGAAAUACAAGUAACUGUAUGAAAUCUGUAAUCGAUAUUAUGCUAAAAGUAGCCUUUAAUAUUAAAAUGAAACACGCCAAAAGUGUCUUAAUACGAUCCCGUCUAUUCAAAUCGUUUUAGAAAAUCUAUCAGUCUUCUUCCCAAAAUUCACUUUAAAAGGAAUUAUGUUAAUAUAGACUUUAUUAUUUUUAUUGCAAAAAGGAAAAUGAUCUGGCCACUGUCUUUCAAAUGUCUUUUGGCAUUGAUUUCUACAAUGAGACAAUACACAUUAUAUAACUGCACCAAAAGCUGUAAGGAGGCUGCUACAGGGACUCAUAGAGAGAACUAAAAGUGUGCAAUGAAGAGACAUUAAUUUGGGAUUUCACAGCAAAAUGGGUAUUUGUAGCAGAAAGUUCAGGAAAGCAGUCAGGGAGGUUUUUAUAGACACUCAAACAUAUGGCAAUGAAGAAUGUAUUCCCUCAUAUGGGAUAACACUAGACCUCCGUGAACCUGUGCGUUUUUUGCCAGAAUUAUUCAGCGGCAUCAAAUUCCAUGGAAUAUCCCUCACACCAAGUAGCAGUUAUCCAACUUUUUUUAUUCUAGUAUUUUACACAAAAAUCUGUUAAUUAUUACUUAAUGGAAAUUAACACUUCACGUCGGAUUUUGAAUAAAAAAUAAAUUUUAAUUCCUUCUCUAUAUUUGUUUCUGGCACAAGUGAACUUCUGCUAUCAGAUAUAACAGCAUGCACCAAAUUACAUUUGCUGAUGUACCAUGAUGGCAUGUCCUAGGAAUGAAAUUAAAGGACCCUCUUCAUUUGUUUCCCAUUUUGAACAAGUGGAUCCAGCUGCCCCUCCGAAGGCUAGGGGAUGGGAUUAACUGCAGCCAUAGAAAGGUUUCACGCUUGUGUUAUGAUGCCUUGAAAUGAAAAUUCCCAAGCUGAGCACAAAUUGAUUCACUCUGCUGGAUUUUGAAUAUGAGUAUUCAAUAUCUUAAAUAAAACCCAUUUCUUAUUUUUUUCAUUUAAUGUUCAAAUAGCAACAUUUUCUGAGCUGGCGAGAUAUCUCUAUUGGUUAAUGCACAUUUAAAUUGCCAGGUUGUAGGUUUGAAAUAAAAACAAAAAAAAAGUAUAUUUUAGUAAAAUACUAAUAUUCAAAGAAUGGAACAGUUGCAUUGAAAAGAAUUUGCAACGUUUAACAAUUAUUUAAAGAUACAUACACAAUACACUCAUAAGACCUCAAAGAGCGUAUUUUGUAUAAUUUAAUAAUUUUUCACAGACAUAUUUUGUAUUUAAAGCAACACGCUAAUGUUAAAAAUAAAAAUAUAAUUGUUCUGAUGAUAUAGAGAUGAGCAGUCCUGAGAAGCUGCCAGAUUUGAACUUCAAAAGAUUCUGAAUUAAAUGUACUAUGAACAGAUUAAAUUAUGCGCGAACCGCGAAGAGUACAUGGUGGCUUAAUGCUGCAUUGGGCGCACACACUGCAGUCUAUAUGAGACCUUUUUGUACUUAAUUAUUUUAAUCAAAUGUGGUUUAUUGUGUUAAUAAAUUGGAUGUGAAUAGUUUGGGUAUUCCGAGAAAUAAUUUGGAACGUUGGUGACUACCUGUAAGGUCACAGAAUAGCUCCAACUUUAAUGCAGUUCAAAUUAUUAUAAUUUUGCACAAUGUUGCACCAAAAGCCUUUCUCCUCAGCCAUGCCCCUCAUGCCAGACAGACAGACAGACUUCCUUUUAAGUAUAUGUACACAGCUCAGUCCCCGACAGCACUGAGUGUACUUUUUUCAUUCACAACCUGGCUGCAGACAAUCAGAGCAGUGGCGGAUCCAGGGGGGCGCAAUGGGGCAAUUGCCCCCCCCCCGAGAGCCAAUGCUCUCUCCUGCAGGGCCAGUGCUGUCCAAUGCUCCGUUCUCGCGAGAGUGAACUCUAGCCUCAGGAGGUGCAGGCUAGAGUUCACUCCCCACUAGAACCACCAGGGAUUACAAGCAAUAUCCCCCCUCCCUGGGCAAAGGUAAGAAGGGAUGGGGGAUUAUAAAUAAUAUUUUAUUAAUUAAAAAAAACAAAAACAAUUUGUUUUACACUGCCCCCACAGCCCCCCAUACACACUACCCCACUAAACACACUGCCCCACAGCCCCCCAUACACACUGCCCCACUAAACACACUGCCCCCCAUCCCCCAUACACACUGCCCCACCAAACACACUUUCCCCAGAGCCCCCAUACACACUGCCCCCACAGCCCCUAUACACACUGCCCCACCAAACACACCCCCACAGCCCCCCCAUACACACUGCCCCACCAAACACACUUCCCCACAGACCCCCAUGCACACUGCCCCCACAGCCCCCCAUACACACUGCUCCACCAAACACACUUCCCUACAGCCCCCAUCUGUCCCCACAGCCCCCAUACACACAAACACUGCACCCCCAUACACACACUUCCCCAACUGCACUCCCAUACACACAUUGCCCCCACUACACCUUCAUACACACACUGGCCCCAUACACACAGUGCUUCCACUGCACCCCACAUAUACACACUGCACUCCCAUGAACACACUACACCCCUCACACAAACACACACUGCCCCUCCUUCACACAGUGCUCCCACUGCACCCCUAUAGACACACUGGCCCACAUGCACUGCCUCCCGUACACACACACACACACACACACACAAACACACACACACACUCUGUACCCCUCACACACUGUCUCCCAUACCCACCCUGCAUCCUUCACACACUCCCAUAUAUACACACAGACACACACACACACACUGCCUACUCUCACACACACACACUACGAGAGGCUCUAUCCCGAUCCUGGCAGACCCCAGGUAAAUUGUCAAAUUGUUAAACUGUUUGACUAUUUACUUUGGGAGGGCGCCACGGCACUCCUGGCACCAUUAUUAUUGUGCCUGGAUUGUUUCUUUAAAUAAUCUAUGAGUGUCCCUCCCGAGAUAAGACUCUGGAUCCGCCAGUGAAUCAGAGAAACUAUAAUCAGGUAGUGAUAUCCUUACUCUAUGUCUCCCCAAGUGUCGUCUCCUUCUAAUGCACAUUACUUUGUACAUCAGGUCAGUAAUGUCAGUGGAUGAGCUGUAUGCAUACAUUGUAAUAAGGUAGACAUUAUUUUUUUAGUGAGGGAACGUGUCCAAGGAGGCAGGCUUAUGGUGCAGCAUUCUGCAAAUCAUUUGUCCAUGCUCAAAUAUAUAAAGAUAUUAAUGAGGCUAACACGUAUCACAUACAUCAAAGUUGUAUUAGUGCCAGGAGUUAAUAUUUAAAGGGAAUGUUGUUUUGGUACCCUUUAAAUAUGCAGUCACAAUAAAUGGCAACUUUUGGCCUGGGUAAAUUUCAUACCAGAUCUGCAUGCCAGACGAUGUCCCCUGACAGUCCUGGCCACUCUCCUGCGAUCCGGCGAUCCCCAUGCAAUGACAAUGGCGCAGAACGCUCCAGCUUUUCAUCCCUUUAUCCUAGUCAUGACCCACGUCUUGUGUGGGCACCCUGCCAGAACUCUUUGUCCAUAUACAGUGGAUUGUGUUUGUUUUUGUGCACAAUGUGACAGAGGGCCUAUACUAAGCCUUUGUGACCUCUUUUCAUUACCAUGUUAUGGUUAUCGCUAGCCUGAGAGUGCAUUUCUAUUUUCUUGCUAUUUUUGGUAACUGACUUGGCUUUGUUUAAGAGUUUAUUCUAUUUUUUGAUAUUCCUAACCCUUAGCGCUGUUAUAUUCAUUUACACAUCUGUCUCCAACCCUGUAUCUGACUAUUCUCUAUACCUUAUAUUAUAUACGUUACAUCGGGCCACUCUAAGGCCUGGUAAAAUGUCUUUAUUUUGUAUAAGAUUAUACUUGCCUUACUAUUUGCGAGUUAGGGCAUUUGAAUGAACGGCCUGUUUAUGAGCAUGCAACUCACAGGGACAUCAAACAUAUUCAUUGUAGUCUGGCAACCUGGUCAGGCUAAGAGACUGCAGUACACUGGAGAAAUAUGCAGUGGGCAAGUCGAGGAUGGGAGACCAUUGACAGCAAAGGCUACCAGUCAAUUCACAAACCCACACGGUACAGGGCUAGUAAAAUCCCAGCACAAUUCCUGCCUGCUGCAUCACUCUUGCUCAAACAUACAUCCCAACACACUUCUUAUCAUUUUAGUUUUCAAAAGAAUUGUGUGAGACUGCAACGUAAAACCCCUUUUACCAGCCCUCUAAUCCUAGUGGCCCUGGGGGCAAUUGUUCCUCUGCUCUUCUUGCCAGACCUUCCAUUCAUGGCAAGGCCAGAUUUUGGUCUAUGCUGUUUUAAUUCUUUAUGGAACACUUAUAAAUGUAGAACUGGUCAUCACCUAAUUCUAGCUAUAGAAUAAUAAAGGAUUAUUAUUUGAGCAUUAUUGUGGAACAUACCACAUUAAUAUUCACUUGAUCACUUAUCAUAAGACAUCAGGAGAUGGAGAACAGUGUGAGGGAGCCCAUGGACAGCGAUUAUCCUUUAUCCUUUGAGAUAGAAAUGAGUGCUGGGAACUUGUACAAACCAUCACUAGGUUAUUGAAAUAAAGAAUGUGUAAAAACAGUAUCUUCAAAGUGAUAAUAUAUUUAAGAACAUGUCUUUACACUACAGUUUAACCCCUUAAGGAAACAUGUCGGAAAUAUUCCGUCAUGAUUCCCUUUUAUUCCAAAAGUUGUGUCCUUAAGGGGAUAAAGACACAGAACACAAAACAAGUUGAUACAUUGAUACAUUGUCUCCUUGAAGUUUUCCUCUUUCAUAUGCAGCAUUUUUACUUCCAAUAUGUUCAUUUUCCCUUCAAACUUGAGCCUGUUAAGCCUCACAAAUGUUAUUCACGAAGCACAUUUAAGGUCAAAGCAUUAUAUUUUAUAUACAUUUCAACAAUAUGACUUUGGCUUUAGCUCCUACAGUCAAGGCUGUUUUUCACUGUUCUAAUGAUAUAAAAAUGUUUUCUACUAUAAAGUUACCAGACAUUACUCGAAGUAUGAUAUUUGAAACUGUUCAAUAUUUCUACAUUUUAAAUCUCCUGAUAUACAAAUGGUACCCAUCUGAAUUUGCUGUAUUUAAAUAUAAAGCUGAAUUGUUACAAAUUCAUACAUGGAGGUGUUUUUGACAUAAACCUCUGUUAUGUAUAUUCAGGAGCACUCAUAAUUUUGGCAGAAGUAGUUUGGAAAGAUUGUAGCUUGUACAAUAUUUAUUUUGUCUUGCCAACAGAUUCAUCACCACACAAAAUAAUACAGAUGCAAUUUAUAAUUGUGGUGAUGUUGCAUAAUUUAAACAUUAUUAUGGGAUCUGAGACAGUACUGUGAUCAAACCAAGAUAUUGUAAAUCCAGAUGCCGAAAGAGAUUAGAACAUUUAUAGAAAUAUGCUUUCUGUAUGCAGAGACCCAUAACAUCUUAAUGUUACUACUUUGUAUAUGUGUGUGUGUGUGUGUGUUAAAAUGAUAUUCCAUGUUCUACAGCUAACUAUUGUCUUUGUAUUGUGUAUGGUGCAAUACGAUUCCCUCACCCAGUCAUCUUUUGUUCUAUCAUUUAAAACUUCAAUGGUUUGCAAAGAUAUAUAGCCCCACAGUUGUAUUUGUGAAAUCAUAGGUGGACUUCAAAGCUUCAUGUCCCACUACUCCCUGCAUCAUAUGGGUUGUGGGAUAGUGUAUUUAUUAAAAAGUGUCAGGAUAUCCUUGAGCCUCUAUUAAAGGGACACUAUAGUCACCAAAACAACCACUGAAGCAACUUAGCUUAACAAAGCAGUUUUUGGUAUAUAGAUCAUGCCUCUGAAGUUUCACUGCUCAAUUCUCUGCCAGUUAGGAGUUAAAUCACUUUUGUUUCUGUUUAUGCAGUUCUAGCCACACCUUCCCUGGAUGUGACUGGCACAGCCUGCAUAAAAACAAGAUGGUUUUAUUUUCAAUCAGAUGUAACUAACUUUAUUUUUAUUUUUUAUCUCCUGCUCUGUAAAUUGAGCUUUAAUUACACACAGGAGGCUCCUGUAGGGUUUAGCCAACUAUAAGCAGAGCAGGAGAUAAGACAUUCCAAAUUAAACAUAAUUUGCAAUAAAGAAAGUGUGAACAUUAGAUGACUCUUUACAGGACGUUCUUAGCAAGGCUGUGCAAGUCACAUGCAGGGAGCUGUGUUUAGAGCCACAUAAACAAAGUGAUUUAACUCCUAAAUGGCAAAGAAUUGAGCAGGGAGACAGGGGCAUUAUGCAUACACUAAAACUGCUUCAUUAAGCUAAAGUUGUUUUGGUGACUAUAGUGUCUCUUUAACCCCUUAAGUACACAUGACAUGUGUGACAUGUCAUGAUUCCCUUUUAUUCCAGAAGUUUGGUCCUUAAGGGGUUAAGCAAUGGCAUGCUGUGCUGUGCUUGCCCCAGGAGUCCAAGUACUGUUGCCUUUUAAAAUGCCAAUCCCUCUUCAUUAGAGUUCCACUUGGAUGCCCUGUCCCUCUGACAAGCCACCCCUCCUACCAAUAAAGUAGCUCUGUGAUACCCCAGCUUCAACCUCCAAUAUUGACGAAAGGGAGUAUGUUACUGAUUAAUAAUUAAUAAUGAAUUAUCAUGCAUUUAGUAAUAAUUAAUAUAUAUUUUUUUUCAAAUAAAAUUGACAUACUUGUUUUGUGGUGACAGGACAAAUCAAAUGAUACAUCUUAUAGAAAUAUCUUUGGCUCAUGCUUUGAUAAAUAUUUUUGCAGCUAGCUUACAAGAAAACAGUAGCCUACCACAAAAACCCUCUGGUCUGGCAACAUAGAUGCAGUGCAAUAUAACUUUAACCCAAUGGUCUAUCCUUGCUUUUCUAGUAUAAUGUGAUGGUUGGAAAUUCAAUACCUUUAGGUCACAAGGCCAAUAACACUCAACUAGCAGAGUUUCUGCCUUAAUCCCUUCAAACCACUAAUUAAAAACAGGAGCAUUAACAAAUUCCCCUCAUGUAGCUUCAAAUUUGUGGUGAAAAAAAUAUAUUAAGAGUUUUGGAAUCUGUUUGCAAAAUGUAAUUUUUUCUGAGUCUUAAACUUGAGAAAUGUAUAAAAUUUUGGUUGUGUGGACAAUAUAAUAAGUUUCAGUGGAAAAUAUAUCUUACAUUGUAUUAAGAAUCCAAGCUCCAGAGGUAAUAAAUCACAAUUAAAUAUUUCAAAAUAUGUCCAAAAUGCAGUGCUGAUAACUGCCACUAGGUGGUGGGAGAGCAUUAAAAAUAUUUAAUGAAUAAUAAUUUUAAGUUUUCACUCUUUUGUGCAGACAUCAUAUUUUUAGGAAACUAUAUUUUCCCCUUCCUCGUUUUGCUGUACCAGGAUUCAUUUUCUGACCCAUACGCCUCCGUAAGCUUUUUUAAAAGUACGAUUCUAUCAGGAAAAGGAUUUCAUUAAAGAAAUCUAAACAUUUCUAGUGACUGGCAACUUUUAGCCCAGAAGGCUAGUGCAACCCAGAGACCCGUUGUCACGGCCCCCUGCUUGCCCGCGAGGUGCGGUCGCACCCAACCGGUGCGACCAUGCAGAGGAACUGAGCCUACCUGCUCAGCGGCGAGUCGGGAACCUUAAUCAAUAUGGUACCAACCACGCGGUCGCGACCAUAUAUAGCUCUGCCCCCCAGGCCCGCGCGACCGUGCGUGUGACAUCAUGACGCCGAUGCACACUCACGUUCUGGGGUCAGAGAUCAACCUCUGACCAAUCACAGCCAAAGGAGGGAUAUUUAAAUCUCUGAAGUUCCCUGGUUCAUUGCCCUGUCGUGGUUUCCGUUCCUGGUUCUUGAGAGCGCGUUUUCCUGUCCUGAUUUUGAUAUUCCCUAUAUUUUGACCUUGGCUAUUCCUGACUAUUCUGAUUUCUGGUUUCCCUGGCUUGGCUUUUUAAACGAUAUUGUGUACUUCUGGCUUCCUUGACCUUGGCUAUCCCUUGACCAUUCUCUGUCUUUAACAUAUUAGUCCGGCCAUUUUAAGGACCGGUUUACGUUCUAUCCUUUUCUAUUCUGUCUAUGUAGCUGUUACAUAGUUCUGCGUGCUGGACCACACUAGCAGUCGUGACACCCAUCCAAUGUUUGUCCAGGAAAACAAAAGUAUGGAUGUUGAAAAAUUAACUAAAUUAUUAGAGUGGAUAAAGUGGGUGACUUGUAGAGUGGAUAAAGUUAAAUGCAUGUAUCACGUCUAUUCCUUUUCAUUCUUACACAGAUUACUAAUUCCAGAAAAAGAAGAGCUAAUUAGAUAUGAAUUGAUACAAUAUAAAUAGGAUAACACAUUGCAUUGUAGCCAAAGACACGUGAUAAGGGCUUUGCAAUAAUAUACUACAAUUAUAGAGGUUAAAAGCCAAACAUCUUUCAAGGAACUCUAUAGAGUUAGGAAUGCAAACCUGUAGAGAUAGGGCACACCCAGGGAGCCACAAAAAAUUUGUUAAUGUUUUACUUGUUUCCAAUGCCAAGCUUUCUUUAAUGCUGCUGCCCGCUCCGCCUCCACAACGUCAUCAUGAAGGUGUUGCUUCUUCAGCAAUCGUCCAAUCCAAUGCACAUGCGCAUGUCCAAUCAAAUAUUUAUUGUGGGAAAACAUUGAAUGCUUUCCUUUGAGCCACAUUUGAUGAUGUCUGUGUGUCUAUAAGGCAUCUAGUGUAUGUGUUGAGGUACCAGAGUGUUUAUAGGGGACUUAGUGUGUAUCAGAAAUGCAGUGUAGGUAGUGCACAGUGUGUCUACAGGGGAUCUAGUGCAUGUGUGUAGGGUAUCCACUGUGUGUAAGAGGUGCAGUGUGUGUGUGUGAAUUUGUUAUUUGGGAUACUGCCUGAUUUGGGGUGAAGGGGAGGAAUAUUCUGCACCUAGCCAUACUUUAGAUCAGAGCCUCCUGGGUCCCCCUUCUCCUACUGUAAGGUGCUCUGAACCAAUGAUGGAGAUGUUUUAUCUCCCUAGCUGCUGUGAAGGCACACAGCAAGGUCUGCGCUUGGAUAGCACUAACCCAGUAGGAAGUGGCAGGGAGAUCUUCUACUCUGUCGACCUCGUCCCAUGGUCAUCAUGGCAAACUGGCAUUUGCCGAUUUGCUUGAUGGCCACUCUGGGCCUGAAAUGUCAGAAAAAUCUAGGCACAUUAACUAGUUUAUAGUUCUCAGUCACUGUCUCACUGAACACUGCCUAAUAACUUUAGCAAUGGUAAAAAUAACUGUAACUAGUAGUUAUAAAACUGCCCCCUCUUCCAGCAAUGUCAAAUUAAAACUUUUAUCCAAGAUUCUUCCAAGUUGUAUGUGUGGCGCUGGCACGCACAUUCACAUUGGCAAUACUGUAAAUAAGACUAUGGUUAACCUGAAAUUGCAGAGUCUUAAGGUGUAGCAAGAAAAAUCAUAGAUCUGCAUGAGAGUCUUCUGAUUGGUGUCAGCAUUGCAGUAGUUAUCAUAAUAUACUCUUAAAAUAAAAUGAGCACAUUGGCCAAAGUUCUGUCUCCAGCACUGAUCUCCACUACCAGAUUAAGUUCUUCGGAUGCAGCUUCUCAUAAUAAAGUGCCUCCUUUGUAUUUUUUGGAUCUCUGGCACUUAUUUAAAGAGAUAGAACUGACGGGCACUUGAGCAGAAUCCAACACUGAAGACUUUGUGGUUAAUGGGUUGCUCAAAGCAUUUUGUUCACAGCUGCCAAACUUACUCAGAAGCUGAAAAAUAAUCCAAUCUUUCACUGUUUAAAAAUGCCUCAUCACCAUCUUCCUUACAGCAGGCGCCUAUGGAGCCAUGCCAUGCUCCCCUUGGCCAAACAAACGUGAAAGUACAAAGUAAUAAAAAAGCACAAUAUGUCUUAGACAGCACAUCUCUUGCACACAUUGCUCAAGUCAGUACUAUAGCGAAAUAUAGCAAAUAUAUAACCUAACCUAAUAAAAAAUGUAUAGCAAAUAUAUAAAAUGAAUAAAAUAUAACUAAUAAUAUGUACUUAUCCUGGCAUACUCAAUACAUACAUGACAUCAGCCUAUUUAUCAACAUAAAAAACAAUAAUUGGAACUGUUGGUUUCUUAUUUUCUUAAAAGAUAAAAAAUGUGGAGAUAGAUCUAAAAUGUAAUUCUGUCUGAAUUAGUUUGAUACAAAGUUAAAGGAAUUUCAGCAAACCCUUCCAUAUAAAGCACCUCAGACAAAAAACUAAUCAUUACUUGACUCCCAGAUAGAAUGUAUAAUGUUAAUACAGAUAGAAGAUGGAGUGACAUGUUACCAGUUUUAUGCUCCCCGUUGUCUAUGAUGUUUUAGUUCCUCCGUACAAUAAAGUUUAUCUGUACUAUUGUCACAAUAUCACAUAUCUUUUUUAAAACCUCAUCUGUUUCCAAAAUCUGCGUUUUAAAGAAACCCUACCAUCAGCGGCUGUCCAGUUAACACUCCCUAAUAUUGCUGCACAUACAGAAAGGAGGCCAAGAGGAAGAGGUGCCAGAAACAUGAGCCCCAACUUCAGGGUUAAAAGUUUGUAAAAUGGUUGCUCGGACACUCCUGUCCCGACAACAACUUAAAUGAGAUUAAAUUGAUUUGGGAUGAGAGUGUUCCUUUAAAAAAAGCCAACAUGUAAUACCCCAUAUAGAGUGCUUUAAUAGGGCUUUAAUAUAAUCAGUUAAUCCAUACACAUACGUGCAGUAAAACACAUACUUGUGCAACAUGUAUAGUGGCACAGAUCUGAAGACAUGUUUCUAGAGCGACACACUCUUACAAAGUCAGAUAUUGAAAAACUCAUGAACACAUGGAGUCACAGUUAAACAGUCACAGACGAGCGCACAUAUAAGCAUAAAGAUAUGCAUAUAGCUUGUACAGAAGCCAAAAUUCCCGGAAGCUUUCUCCACUGAGUAAAGACUUAUGGUUCAGGGCUUAGCUCAUGGGCAGACACUCUCAAUGUGCUGGGCACGGCACUCCUGGCACCAUAAUAAGUACAGUGCCAUUUUUACGGUGUAUAACCUGGCACAUGUGCAUGUAAGUGUGUUAAUGCAGGAACGUAUGUUUGCGUACAGCAUGUAUAUUAAUGCAGUGGUGUAUCUGGUCCAGAAUGUAAGUGUCAAUGUAGGGAUGAAUUUUUGUGUAGCGUCAUAAUUUGUGAAUGUCACUGUAUAUUAGUGUCAAAGAAGAGAUACUACAUUGGUGGAUUCAGCAGUGUCCAUCCUAUACACAGAGCGCCCCUUGGUGGAAGGCCGGAGCAUAUGUGCAGGACCUGAGUGCAGGGUAUUUUGUUUUUGUUGGACUGUAUAUUAGUGUGUCAGUGUAUGCAAAUGAGGUGUAAAAAUGGGGGAGGGGGUAUAAAAGGAAAAAAAAGGGAGAGGGGAUGGGGUGCAUGUGGUUACACAUAUUCAAGACACAAUACAUAAGCCAUGAUCGAGCUAUCUAACACAUCGGGUACUAAUCUGAGAGAUGUAUGAGGCACAUUGUGGGGUGUUAUAUACACGCAGUUGCACAUUAAGUGGUUUUAGUACAGUCUUCCCAGGUUACACCUACCCAAGAAACCCUUUUUCUUUCCAUGACUUUCAUAUUAUGUCAAAGGCUGCAGCGUGUUUGGUGGAUAAGAUAGACAUUUUUUCGUAUAAAUAGUAUUGUUUAAGUUUAUCUAGUAAUUGUGGUGUAGGUGGGCAUUUAGGCUGCUUCCAGUGUGUGGCUAUUUGGUUCCUAGCUGCUAGAAUGGUGAGCAGAAACGGUUGUCUGCGUUUGGCAGGUAUGUUCCUGGGUAGCAUCAGGAACAGUUCUGAUUGUAUGUUUAAGGGUGGUAGGUCAGGGUCUACUGGUAGUAAAAUAUUGUUUACCGCUUUCCAUAGUGGUUGGAGGUCUUUCCAACUCCACCAUAUGUGCGUCAUGUGGCCCUCUGUUUCCACGCUUCUCCAGCGGGUGGAAACCAUAAUGUAACAAAACUUGAGACAUAUAGGUCCAUUUCAGUCUAUCAAAGGCCUUCUCGUGUCUAAGGUGAGGAGGAGGCCUCCGCUACGUUCUGAGUUCAUAUGGGAUAAAAUGUUUAGUAGCUUUCUGGUGUUGUCAGAUCCUUGUCUGUGUUUAACGAAACCAGAUUGGUCAUUUUGUGGGAGGAUUGUAGACAAACGGUUUGCCAGAAGUUUUGCGUAAAGCUUUACGUUGCCGUUUAGCAGCGAGAUGGGUCUGAAAUUCUGACAUUGGGUGAGAUCUUUCCCUGGUUUGGGAAGUGUGGAAAUGUGAGCUGUCAGCAUGUCACUCAGCAUUUGACCCUUCGAAUAGCAGGUGUUGAAUAGUGCCAUCAGGUGUGGGGCAAGGGGAUCUACAUAUGUUUGGUAAUAUUUGUUUGCGUAGCCAUCAGGACCCGGUGCCUUAUGUAUGGGCAACUGGCGUAUGGCUUGUUUAAUUUCCACCUCCUCAAACGGUGUGGAUAUAUAUUAUUAUUAUUAUAUGUCGGUUUGGGUAGGUGGGUCCCUUGUUUUUUGCAGGUCACACACGUUUAAUGCACCAUUUGGUUGUGUGACCUCUGUAUAACAAUUCGGAUGCUGCCCACUGUUAGGGCGCGUCCUUAAAUGCUAAAUUGGCAUGGUCAUGGUACAACACUUACGAUUCGGGAUUUAUUCAGGUCACCCAGGCAACCUCAUUUCUACACUUUUUUUGGUCACAACAGUGACAUGGACCAUUCAGAGUCUAGGUUACCAUAUUUAAUCCUAUUUUGACCUUCGUUCCGUGCCCUGUUUCGUUUCCUACAUUAGUUCCUGAUUAGUGUGUUUCUUGAGUUUUCUGUUUAUGUUCUGGUUUUGACCUCGGCUAGUUUAUAGGAAUUUUGAGUACAUCUGUUAUCCUGACCUGGCUUGUUAUACGUUCUCUGACUAUCUGUUAUUUUGACCAGGCUUGUUAUACAUUCUCUGACUAUCUGUUAUCCUAACCAGGCUUGUUAUACAUUAUCUGACUAUCUGUUAUCCUAACCAGGCUUGUUAUACAUUAUCUGACUAUCUGUUAUCCUAACCAGGCUUGUUAUACAUUAUCUGACUAUCUGUUAUCCUAACCAGGCUUGUUAUACAUUAUCUGACUAUCUGUUAUCUUGACCUGGCUCCUUAUACGUUCUUUGACUAUCUGAAUCCGUACCAGGCUUAUUAUACGUUCUCUGACUAUUUGUUAUCCUGACCCGGCUUGUUAGAAGUUCUCUGACUGACCAUCUGUUAUCCUGACCAGGCUUCUUAUACAUUCUCUGACUAUCUGUUAUCUUGACCUGGCUUGCUAUACGUUCUCUGACUGUCUGUAUUCCUGACCCAGCUUGUUAUACAUUCUCUGACUGUCUGUAUUCCUGACCCAGCUUGUUAUAUGUUCUCUGACUAUCUGUAUUCCUGACCCGGCUUGUUAUACGUUCUCUGACUGUCUGUGUUCCUGACCCGGCUUGUUAUACGUUCUCUGGCUAUCUGUAUUCCUGACCCAGCUUGUUAUACGUUCUCUGACUGUCUGUAUUCCUGACCCGGCUUGUUAUACGUUCUCUGACUAUCUGUCAUCCUGACCUGGCUUGUUAUACGUUCUCUGACUAUCUGUUAUCCUGACCAGGCUUGUUAUAUGUUCUCUGACUAUCUGUCAUCCUGACCUGGCUUGUUAUACGUUCUCUGACUAUCUGUAUUCCUGACCAGGCUUGUUAUACGUUCUCUGACUAUCUGUUAUCCUGACAAGGCUUGUUAUACGUUCUCUGGCUAUCUGUUAUCCUGACCCGGCUUGUUAUACAUUCUCUGACUAUCUGUUAUGCUGACCAGGCUUGUUAUACAUUCUCUGAGUAUCUGUUAUCCUGACCCGGCUUGUUAUACGUUCUCUGGCUAUCUGUUAUUUUGACCAGGCUUGUUAUACAUUCUCUGACUAUCUGUUAUCCUAACCAGGCUUGUUAUACAUUAUCUGACUAUCUGUUAUCCUAACCAGGCUUGUUAUACAUUAUCUGACUAUCUGUUAUCCUAACCAGGCUUGUUAUACAUUAUCUGACUAUCUGUUAUCUUGACCUGGCUCCUUAUACGUUCUCUGACUAUCUGAAUCCGUACCAGGCUUAUUAUACGUUCUCUGACUAUUUGUUAUCCUGACCCGGCUUGUUAGAAGUUCUCUGACUGACUAUCUGUUAUCCUGACCAGGCUUCUUAUACAUUCUCUGACUAUCUGUUAUCUUGACCUGGCUUGCUAUACGUUCUCUGACUGUCUGUAUUCCUGACCCAGCUUGUUAUACAUUCUCUGACUGUCUGUAUUCCUGACCCAGCUUGUUAUAUGUUCUCUGACUAUCUGUAUUCCUGACCCGGCUUGUUAUACGUUCUCUGACUGUCUGUGUUCCUGACCCGGCUUGUUAUACGUUCUCUGGCUAUCUGUAUUCCUGACCCAGCUUGUUAUACGUUCUCUGACUGUCUGUAUUCCUGACCCGGCUUGUUAUACGUUCUCUGACUAUCUGUCAUCCUGACCUGGCUUGUUAUACGUUCUCUGACUAUCUGUUAUCCUGACCAGGCUUGUUAUAUGUUCUCUGACUAUCUGUCAUCCUGACCUGGCUUGUUAUAUGUUCUCUGACUAUCUGUAUUCCUGACCAGGCUUGUUAUACGUUCUCUGACUAUCUGUUAUCCUGACAAGGCUUGUUAUACGUUCUCUGGCUAUCUGUUAUCCUGACCCGGCUUGUUAUACAUUCUCUAACUAUCUGUUAUGUUGACCAGGCUUGUUAUACAUUCUCUGAGUAUCUGUUAUCCUGACCCGGCUUGUUAUACGUUCUCUGGCUAUCUGUUAUCCUGACCUGACUUGUUAUAUGUUCUCUGACUAUCUGUUAUCCUGACCCGGCUUGUUAUAUGUUCUCUGACUAUGUGUUAUCCUGACCCGGCUUGUUAUACAUUCUCUGGCUAUCUGUUAUCCUAACCUGACUUGUUAUAUGUUCUCUGACUAUCUGUUAUCCUGACCCGGCUUGUUAUACAUUCUCUGACUCUCUGUUAUCCUGACCCGGCUUGUUAUCAGAUAAUGUAAUAUAUAUAUGUGUGAAAAAUAAUGUAUAGUCUUAGAUUUAAUAAAAAACACUGUCAUAUUAACCAUCUAAAUACUACAUUACUAAGUAUACAACUGGUUUUAUCAGAGUCCAUACAGAUGUUUAAACAGCAAUCUGAUGAAUACUUCCAAAAACAUAACAUGCAGGGAUAUAAUGUUUAAUUAGUGGGGUAAUAGCUGCUUGAUCCAAAGAGACAUCUGACUGCUAUUUUAAGGGUCAAAAAGGAUUUUUUUUCUUAGUUUAUUGCAAAAUUGGAAAUGCUUCAUACUGGGUUUUUUGCCUUCUUUUGGAUCAACAGCAAAAACAUAUGUGAGGAAGGCUAAACUUGAUGGACGCAAGUAUCUUUUCAGCUAAAAUACUAGGGAUGUGCAUGGGCAAAUAAUUCGGUUUGGCACUCCCGAAAUUUGGGACUUCGGCACUUCAGUUCGGUUCCGGAAAUUCAGGAAUUGCCGAAGUCCUGAAUUUCCCGAACCGAACUGAAGUGCCGAAGUCCCAAAUUUCCGAAUUGCUAAAGUCCCAAAUUUCGGGAGUGCCGAACCGAAUUAUUUGCCCAUGCACAUCCCUAGUAUUUUAUAGUUACGGUAAGAGUUACUGAUUUUAUCUUACUAAAUAAUAUCUGUAAAAAUAGAAUUACAUAAGUGUAGCUAGUUACAUAGCUGAAAAGAUACUUGCGUCCAUCAAGUUUAGCCUUCCUCACAUAUGUUUUUGCUGUUGAUCCAAAAGAAGGCAAAAAACCCAGUAUGAAGCGUUUCCAAUUUUGCAAUAAACUAAGAAAUCCUUUUUGACCCUUAAAAUAGCAGUCAGAUGUCUCUUUGGAUCAAGCAGCUAUUACCCCACUAAUUAAACAUUAUAUCCCUGCCAAUUCGGGACUUCGGCACUUCCGGAAUUUGGAACUUCUUUAACCCUAACCCUAACCUCACCCCUAAACCUAACCCUAACCCUACCUCUACCCCUAACCCUAACCUCACCCCUAAACCUAACCCUACCCCUAAUCCUACCCCUAACCCUAACCUCACCCCUAAACCUAACUCUACCCCUAAUCCUAUCCCUACCAUGUUAGGGCUAGGGGUAUCAUUAGGGGUAGGGUUAGAGGAAGGUUGGGGUAAAGGUUAGGGUUAGGGUCAUCAUUACCUUAAUAUUCCAUCCCUCUCCUGUUUUGCCACUUUUCAGAAAGCCACUUCCAAAAUUCGGCACUUCAGCAAUUCGGCAAUUCGGCACUUCGGCAAUUCGGCACUUCACCAAUUCAGACAUUCGGAAGCAUUCGAAUGUCCAAAUUCGAAUUUAAAUUCGGACCAAAAUGAAUUGCACAUGUCUAUAAAAUACUACUACUACUGAUUUUUAUUAGCUGCCCUCCCUCCCACCAAAGAGUACUAACCCCUAAAGGUAAGAAACAAAAUGCAUAUCUAUAAUGGCAUGUGUCAAGAGAAUAGAGAACCUGGGGAGAAGGGUAUAAUUCUGAUUAUUGUUUAUAAAGUGCAAGCCGUUUCCAUGGUACUGUCUAGUAAGUUCACCAGUAAAUUUAACAAUAUGACUGUGAAAGCGCAUGGGAACAAACAAAUAAUCCACCCAAACCCUCUCCCCACCUUGAAAUAAAAACAUUAUGAGGGGAAAGGGUUUGGCCACAGCUUUAGUUAACAUUUCAGCACAAUUACCAUUAACUUCCACUGCCGGCUGAAAGGCAGAUAUUAUUCAUCAGAGUUUGGUUCCAUAGAAUGUGAUGGCACAUAAGAACCAUUUGGCCCAUCUAGUCUGCCCAGUUUUCUAAAUACUUUCAGUCCCUAGCCUUAUCUUUUAGUUAUGAUAGCCUACCCCAUGCAUGCUUAAACUCCUUUACUGCAUUAGCAAGACAGAAACAUUCAGAAAUGUUCAAGAGCAUUGGGGGAUGUUUCUUAUCCCUAAUUUAAUGGUACUAAUUUUCUCUACCUCAAAGGGAUGAGUCAACCCUGGAGGGGAAUUGAACCUGUGACCCCCCUCGAGGGCUUUAUUGAUCUGACAAAGCAUCAGCCCACUGAGCUAUCUCACCAUUUAGUUCCUGCAUGAUUACCUGGCAGGAGCCCCAUCUAACGAUGUUUGGUCUCUAAUUACCUUUUUAAUCCAGGCACUGGCCCGAGUACCUUCUGCGGCUGUGACAAUAACUGCAAAAGAACACACAAACUCUAUCACUAUUGUAUGGAGUAAUAUAGGGAGCCAGUGCAAGGACUGACUAUGGUAUAGGGUAAUAUAGGGAGCCAGUGCGAGGACUGACUGUGGUAUGGGGUAAUAUAGGGAGCCAGUGCGAGGACUGACUGUGGUAUGGGGUAAUAUAGGGGGCCAGUGCGAGGACUGACUGUGGUAUGGGGUAAUAUAGGGAGCCAGUGCGAGGACUGACUGUGGUAUGGGGUAAUAUACGGGGGCCAGUGUGAGGACUGACUGUGGUAUGGGGUAAUAUAGGGGGCCAGUGCAAGGACUGACUGUGGUAUGGGGUAAUAUAGGGGGUCAGUGUGAGGACUGACUGUGGUAUGGGGUAAUAUAGGGAGCCAGUGCGAGGACUGACUGUGGUAUGGGGUAAUAUAGGGAGCCAGUGCGAGGACUGACUGUGGUAUGGGGUAAUAUAGGAAGCCAGUGCGAGGACUGACUGUGGUAUGGGGUAAUAUAGGGAGCCAGUGCGAGGACUGACUGUGCUAUGGUGUAAUAUAGGGAGCCAGUGCGAGGACUGACUGUGGUAUGGGGUAAUAUACGGGGACCAGUGUGAGGACUGACUGUGGUAUGGGGUAAUAUAGGGAGCCAGUGCGAGGACUGACUGUGGUAUGGGGUAAUAUAGGGAGCCAGUGCGAGGACUGACUGUGGUAUGGGGUAAUAUAGGAAGCCAGUGCGAGGACUGACUGUGGUAUGGGGUAAUAUAGGGAGCCAGUGCGAGGACUGACUGUGGUAUGGGGUAAUAUAGGGAGCCAGUGCGAGGACUGACUGUGGUAUGGGGUAAUAUAGGGAGCCAGUGCGAGGACUGGCUGUGGUAUGGGGUAAUAUACGGGGGCCAGUGUGAGGACUGGCUGUGGUAUGGGGUAAUAUAGGGGGCCAGUGUGAGGACUGACUGUGGUAUGGGAUAAUAUAGGGAGCCAGUGCGAAGACUGACUAUGUCACAGGGUAAUAUACAAACACUACAACCAAAGAAAAGAAGGAGAAAAUAGAAAAAAAGGAGAAGAAAGAGCAUAAAUAAACUAGGAGUUAGAAGAAGGAGGAGAAUAAGGAGAAGGGAGGGUGGACAGAAGAUUCUCACCCUGCUGCACUGAGCUAAAAAGGAAGAGGGGUGGUAAGUUGCAAUAAUUCAUACUUUCUUUGAAACAUAAUUAACCAAUCCAUAAAUGCCUUGCAAGACUGCCCUUGUACAUCCUAAACGGUACCCUGUGCUGUCCUAAGUUUGACUUACAAGAGGUAGUGAACCUUGCUUAAACAAGCAUACAAUCAAAAGUAAACAAGGUAAAGUUACACAAAAGUUAGUGUUAGGGUCAUUCCAGUAAAAAUUAAACAUGGAUUGCAUAUGUAUUAACAGCAUAGUCUGUAAACAGUAUAUGUUUAACUUUUUUAUAACUUUUGCACAUGAAUGCCAGGUCCCAAGUUUUUCCAGCAGAACAUUGUCAUGAGCAACUCUGCCUCCACCAGCAUGCCUUCUUCCGAUAGUGGAUGGUGCUGCCAACUCUUCCCUAGGUAAAUAGUGACGACACAUGCACCCAGCAACCAAUCCAGAAAAAAACCAACAUGAUUUAUCAGACCAGGCAAACUUCUUCCAUUGCUCCAUGCUCCUCUUCUGAUGCUCACGUCCUCAUUGAAGCGAUUUUCAGCAGUUGACAGGGGUCAUCAUGGGCACCAUGAUCGAUAUGCGGCUGCACAUAUGCAACAAACUGUAAUGCACUGUGUUCUGACUCCUUUCUUUAAUGGACAGCAUUACAUUUUUAGCAAUUUGAGAUACAGUAGCUCUUCUGUGUGAUUGGACCAGAAAAUUUAGCCUUCUCUCCCCAUGAGCAUUGAUUAAUGAAGCUUGGGCACCCAUGACCAUGCUUAUGCUGGUUCACUUUUUGUUCUUCCUUGCACCACUUUUGGUAGGUCCUAACCACUGCAAACCCGGGAACACUGUACAAGACUUGUCGUUUUGGAGGUGCUCUGACCCAGUUGUCUAACCAUCACUACUUGGCCCUUGUCAAAGUCAUUCAGAUUCUUUUUGCUUGCCCUUUUUUCCUGCUUCCAAAACAUAAAAUUCAAAAGCGGAGUGUUCACUUGCUGCCUAAUAUAUCCUUGACUGGUACCAUUGUAACAAUAUAAUCAAUAUUUUUAAAUUCACUUGUCAGUGGUUUUAAUGUUGUGGCCCGUGACUCCUGGAUCGGCUUUGCCACUAGGGGUGAGGAAACAGAGGACAUGUAAGCAAACACGGCGCCGAAGAACCCGCCGGACACGACCCAGCAACCACCCUGAAUCACAGUCCCAACUGGGAAAAGCACCCAAACGCAACUUACCAUCACGGGAGACCACAACCCUACGAGAAAUCAAACAACCACCUACAGGACCUCGGGCAGCGCCUGGUGAGCUAAGGGGUACCUCAUGCACGAAACACCACAGGUCUCCCUCUAGAGGACUUAAUAACCAUUUUGAUGCAAUGCCCAGACAGGAAGUAGGGCGAAGAACCUCCGAGCAGGGGACAGCUUGCCUACCAGAUACCAACCACCCGCUAAAUCAAGGGACGACCCGACAAUAAUUAACUCUAAACUAAUGCUAGAAUGAUGUACUUUCUGAUUGUCUUCAGCGUUCUCUCCUUUUUCUUUUUGUGGCAUGAGUCCUGACGCUAACGAACGUAUCUACUUGCCCUCACAUGUUUUACCACUAGCAGUAAUGGGUGUGGAGUCCCAGUGAUAUUCACUCAGCAGACACUAGCUUAUGCAAUUCGAUCAGAAUACGUUUUCAGCCUAUGUAAUUUCCUUGCAUUCUGUUAUAUAUCAAUCUGUCUUACACAUAGAGAGGCAUCCCAUGCCGCCAGGCUUAUCUUCCCUGUAGCAAGCACUUGCUCUCUAUUAGACUGUAAUUUUACAUCCUGCAUACUUAGAAAGUCCCGGUCAACAUAUGUACUGAGCGUCUAGAUAGGAACACUUAAACGAUAUAUGCUUAUCUAUAAAAACUGUGCUGUCUUCUCACAUGCUUACCAACUGUUAACGAAUGCUUUAUUAGAUACUUGUCAAUACUAUUGGGGCAUGACGAGCCCACUUGUUAUAUUUCCAUGCACUUCAAAAAUAAAGAAUUAAAAAAAAAAAUAGUGUUCAGAAAGUACAUAUAGCAAUUUCUCACAAACAGAAAUAAGUAGUGAAGGGGAGCAGGUGCUAGAGAGACACACAGAGUGCAGGAAAAAGUAGGAAAAAAAGCCCAUAAAAGGUCAGUAUUACGUAGACCCUG
Pelobates cultripes (western spadefoot toad) is the source of this 40385-nucleotide messenger RNA. The record is from the annotation of a GenBank genome assembly. Lineage: Eukaryota; Metazoa; Chordata; Amphibia; Anura; Pelobatidae.